Messenger RNA from Botrytis deweyae, 1117 nucleotides. RefSeq lists its product as uncharacterized. Gene Ontology annotation, cellular component: membrane. The record is from RefSeq and is a predicted model, not a curated record. The transcript has 3 exons. NCBI's taxonomy places the organism in Eukaryota, Fungi, Ascomycota, Leotiomycetes, Helotiales, Sclerotiniaceae. The coding region runs from base 315 to 839 and encodes 174 amino acids.
GUAGACACCACAAUAGGAAGCCAUUUUCAGAAAUCCUACGCACUUGAGAGUACUCGUGAGAAAUCAUGGAUCUAGUCACUGAUACCUAUAAAGGCUUGCAAUAUCCAUAUUCUCUUUGCUGUCUUGGAACGCGAAACAUCUGCUCAGCUCACCACCUUUCAGAGAAGUCCUGACAUAUUUUACACAAGAACACAAGUUUAUAUCUCCAUCCAAAAGGCUUAACAGUAUUAUUGCCAAGCCAUAUUUAGCCGCAAUACAAAGUAUCCGCCGGUGUCCGUUACCGUGAUCUAUUCGACCAUAGACUGCUACAUAUAAUGACCGUGAAUUUGACGAACAGAAUGCUUGAUCAUGUCCUACGAGUACUGCAGCUUAUCUUCGCCAUCAUCGUUAUGGGAACUGACGGCUACGCUAUUCAUGUGUUUCGCGGCCACACUGUCUACGAACACUUCGACUUCGGCAGCUUCUACGAUUACUACGGCAUCCCUGAUUCAUGGGGCUUUCUAAUGUUUUGCGCUAGCUGGACGUUUCUAACUGUCAUCUUCCACACCAUUGCUAGGAUCAAAUUCCAUGAUGGUGCGUUGAUUGGCUACAUUCACGUUGCCGUCGAGACUGUGGCUGUUCUCUCAUGGCUCGCUGGUUUCAUUGCUGUAGCUGUUCAAAUUUCAACCGACACAUGUUCGACGGGAAGAAACUCAUGUAGGAUCCUCAUCGUGGCGACAGUCUUUGGAGCGCUCGAAUUUCUAUUAUUCAUGAUUACCGCAGCCUUGACUGCCAUUCCCAUCUUCAAACAGUUUCCCAAGCCAAAUAAAUCUACGACUGAACCCGACGCAGUUAUCUAAGCGGCUCUACAUGAUCUCCGGGGACCUCAGAGCUGGUCGGCGCGCCACAAAAAGUCUCACGAUUGCCUUUCAAGAAAAGAUAUACCUUUGGAAGGGUCAUGCUUACAUUGUAUGGAUGUUCUAAACAAGUUUGAAAGAAAAAAAAGAGCUAGACCUCGAUACCUCUGCUUUUGAUCGUAACAUGAUCAAGUUCUUGAGUAAUCUAUUCCAUAAAUGCCCAAUUAUGUUACGGAGGUUGAUGGUGUAAGUAUUAUAAAACAUAUCAAAAAGCAAUCGAG